AUGGAGGAGCUGGAGAACGCAGUCCCUUUGAGUGACUUCAUUAUAUCAUUACCUGCCUCCUCUUUGCCAAGGAUCAUAAAGAUUGCUUGUGGAGUCUAUCAGCAGAGUUCCAUAUAUGACAUUCAAGGCACUGAAUGUUCUUUAUCUACCGGGGAUGUACUUAAAGUCAUUAGCAAGAGGUUGAAGUCUGUAUCUCUUGUGGAUUCAAAGACUGGAAAGUACCAUCAUCUUCCUGUAAAUUUUCAAGGUUUGUUUGAAAUAUCAGAGGAUACAUGUAUAUACAACAACUUUGGUGCGUUGCAUAAUGAAUUGUGUAGUGGUGGCUACACACAUGGAUUCUGGUUUUCAUCAUUGUCAGACAUGAUCAUUGGAGGCCAACUCAUCAGGAGGCACAUUCCAAUUCAAUACAUGUCAACCGAGACAUACAAAAAAUGCAAAUAUGCUAAUUGCCAAAUGUACGUGGGUCCCAAAGCACUCUGUCUCAAAAUACCUUUUUCGAAGGAAGGACAGUUUUAUGAACAUAAGGCACUGGAAUCAUACUCACUGGAUAAAAUUUUACAGUCACCUAUCUUAUUGAAAAGUUGCCUGAGAUGCAGUGAAAUAGGAAAUGGUUCAUAUAUUGUAUGCCCAGUUUAUGAAAUUGCAACUGUUAUGCACAUGAGAAAAGAUCUUGUGAUAAUGCAAUCAAGUCUAGAAGUAGAUGUGAUAGAUAUAACUGAUAAUUGUGGAGUCAUCGAUUUUGUCAAACCUUUGUCCUUGACCGAAGCUUCUGAGUGUGAAGACAAGUUCCCCAUUGUAGCAGAGAUCUUGGACAAUUCAAAAUACACCUCCUUUUUGAAAAGUGACAUAUUUUCCGCUUUGCGAAAAGGUAAAAAAAUUGUUAUUCACAAGAAGUUCCUCUCCAGAAAAGUUUUAGCCACUGCUAGCAAAGGGAAGCUUUCUAGCUUCUUCUACAUCCAUGAUUCAUACAAAGGGAUGUUUCGACAACGGCCAAGGGAGUUUUCAACAAUAUAUGAUCUUUGGAUCCAUGCUGUAGCAGGAACAAAACUGAAUGUUGUAGUAACUCAGGAUAGUGAAUGUUUGGAGGGCUCUUUUCCAUCCUUAGGUAUUGGGGAUCACCUUAAGGUUCUGCAUCACACCACAAGGAAAAUAUCAACCAAGGAUGUUGAUUUUCUAGUUUGUAGAAAGGAGUUAGCUGCUGCUGCUGCUGCUGAUGAUGAUGAUGAUGAAUCAGAGGAGAUUGUGCUGCCUUUGAACCUGGAAGGCCGUUUUGUGGAAGAAAUUACAAAUAACAAAAAAUAUAGCCUCAACAGUUUAAUCCAAACACUUACACUUCCAUGUGAAGUGAAGGUUGUAGCAAAAGAUCCGUCCAUGAACUGUGACCCCCUGUGUUCAUUUUCUUUGCUCAAGCUAGAGGAGUUGAUUGAAGAACCUGUGCUGUUGAUUGGCUUUCAAGAGACUCCAUCUGAAUGCUUUGAACUUCCAAUUAAAUACUCUGAUGUUUCCUUGGUUUUCCUUGAGGAUCCAGUCCCACCAAGUAAGGAACCAAACAUGGUAGCACAUGUGGAAGAACUAACAGAAUGUUUUUACUAUAGUAUACGGAAAGACCAACCAUGCAAGGAGCUUCCACCACCCAGGCCCCCUAAAAGACAGACUAGUCUGAAAGUGGAGCGUCCAUACAAUAAUUAUGCAAGUGAGAAAAAUCCAGCAUCUAUUAAGGUGAGGGCUUCACCAACAGCUUUUCUCAAUCCCCUGGAAAAGCAUAUAGAUACCCCACAGAAAAGUAUGUCAUGUAUGAGUAAUCCGAACACUUCCACUCCAAGGAUAGAUACAGUUGAAGAAGAGUUUCAAUAUGACCAUGACUAUGAAGAGGUGAGAGAUGAAAUGUUCAGCAAGUUAAAAGUGACGACGAAGAAAACGUAUUAAAGAAGACAGUGGUGAGACGGUACAAAAUAUACACUUUGACCAUAUAUUGUGCAAUAUGU
Molecule: messenger RNA, 1985 nt
Organism: Spea bombifrons (plains spadefoot toad)
Lineage: Eukaryota; Metazoa; Chordata; Amphibia; Anura; Pelobatidae
Gene: THEMIS2
Product: thymocyte selection associated family member 2
Exons: 6
Coding region: 1-1926 (641 amino acids)
Biological process (GO): T cell receptor signaling pathway
Source: RefSeq, a predicted model, not a curated record